AUGGUGUACUGGGCCAAGUUCCCGGUCCUGGCUGUGGUUACCGUCCGCGCGCCCCCGACAGUGUGGGGUGGCCGCCGCGACGUGCACGGCUGGCGAUGCCCGGCGGACCCGGAUGACUUGCAUGUGCUGAUGCAGCGCUACUUUUCCUCGCGCGUGGGGCUCGACCGUGUCCCGGGCGAGAGGGAAGACGCUGCGUUCUGCGACCUCCUCGCACGCGCGGCUGCCAAGAGCAAGGCUGCGCGGUUUAGCCAACUUUUGCGCAGUUCCUCGGGCGCCGACCCCUCCGCCUCCGAGGUGGUGGCCCUCCGAGCGCUGUUGCCGGACAAGCUUCCCCCGUUCGAGUCGCAGAGGGGAUCGCCGGCUACAAACUUUGAGCCGGUCGAGCUCUACGACAAUCCCGCGUGGUGGAUCUACGCCGCGAUCGGACAGGUGCUCUUGGACGACGAGGACCUCAAGGCCCACGGCCCGGCGAUCGGGGCACGGUACUACGCGGCCAACGGUUUCGUUUUGCCCCCUGCCCCCAUCAUGUCGGUAGCAGUGUGGCCACCCGAGGGCGGCGGUGCGGCUAGGGCUGAGCGAGGGCAGGAGCGGGGAUCUAUACGUUUCGCCCUAGUAUUCGGGGGACUCCCUACCCAGCCUAGAAGCCCUGCCAUGAUAAACCGCGGCGUACAGCUCCGACUAGGAGACCAGAACAAGAGCCACCCCAGGAAGUAUUCCGUCAAGUCCCUUGGUAAGACGGUGGAACUCCUCUAG
Messenger RNA from Parascedosporium putredinis, 753 nucleotides. Lineage: Eukaryota; Fungi; Ascomycota; Sordariomycetes; Microascales; Microascaceae. The record is from the annotation of a GenBank genome assembly.